GCGCUUUCGAGGGGCGGUGUACGGCAGAGGGCCACUUAGAGACUUGUGGAUUACGAAUACAGCAGCGCAAAGAACGCAUACUCUGGUGUUUCGUGUUUUACAUCUUACCCAUACACACACUUUUAUAUAUAUACACUAAAUACUCUAUAAAUUUAACUCCUUAACUAAACGGCAACAAAGAAUUCUUCGCGUACACCAAGGCACUGCCAGCGCCUUUGUGUCUGCUUUGUCUAGAGCUGGCCAUAUAUCUCCAAAGAAGUUAUAUAUGGUAUAAUUUCAGUCCUAAUACGUCCCGUUCCCAAAUAUAAUUUAUUCACAGUAUUUAUUUUAAAACAAAGACGGUAAAAAACAACAGAACAAGAAAAAUUACAAGAAGAACUGAUCAUUAUUUUUGAACAAUCUGAAGUGUCUUUUUCCCUCCGUUGUUGUUUUUCUGUUCUUAAUUAUUCACGAUGCAUUCUAUUACUAAACUGUUUGGGUUCUCGAAAGAGCAGGAACCAGCAUUAACACCACAGAAGGCUAUACAGAAGUUGCAAAAUAUUGAAACAAUGCUAAUCAAGAAAUCAGAACACUUGGAAUCGAAAAUUACAGGAGAGUUAAAGAUAGCCAAAGAACAAAAAUGUUCGAAUAAACGAGCUGCCCUCCAAGCAUUGAAAAGGAAAAAGAGAUAUGAAAAACAACUGCACCAAAUUGAUGGUACUCUUUCCACUAUAGAGUUACAAAGAGAAGCUUUAGAAAAUGCUGCCACAAAUACAGAAGUUCUUAAGGUCAUGGGCGAGUCGGCCAGCGCAAUCAAAGCUGCUCAUAAUAAUAUGGAUAUUGACAAAGUGCAUGAUUUGAUGGAUGAUGUAGCUGAACAGCAAGAGAUUGCCAAUGAAAUUUCAGAAGCUAUUUCCAAUCCUGUUGGUUUUGGACAAGACAUUGAUGAGGAUGAACUAUUACAAGAACUUGAGGAUCUGGAACAAGAAGAAUUGGAGCGUGAAUUGCUUAAUGUUGGAACACCUGUCACAGAUCAACUGCCGUCAGUACCAACGGGUGAACCUGAAUUGGCUAGUGCUUCCAGCCAGAAAGCAAAAGAGGAAGAGGAUGAGUUGUCAGUACUCACUAUGUGGGCUGAAUAACGUGAAUCUUUGUUUGCCUGUUACCAUCACCACAUCAACUAAAAUGGAACUAAGAGUUGCUAGCACAACCAACAGACCUGCUAUUAUUAUUUUAAUCAUUUGCCACAAGACCAUAGAAAUUGGCUAUGUAUGACUUAAUCUUCUUCUCUCCUUUCUCGCCAGAAUUACAAUUCUUUUCUUUUGUUGAUAAUGGCUGGCUGCUUUUGGCCUUUUAGCUGCUCACAACCAUUUCUUACAACUAUUAGGGUUGUGAAAAAUUCUGCUAAUAUCAAUGCUUUUCUACUACAAGUGGUUAAUAUUAAUGCUAUUGAGUGCACUUGGCACAAUGUGGUUGUCUAACCAACAUUUCUGCUAUGGUUUAAUACCAUAUGCUAGGGUCACCUUUAGUUUUACAUACAUACAUACAUAUAUAUAUAUAUAUAUAUAUAUAUAUAUAUAUAUAUAUACUUAGCUAAUUUAAAUAUUUGAAAUGGAAAACAUUUUUCUUGAAACAAAUUAUUCUGGCUUAGACUUUUAAGCUGUACUUCUGUCAAAGAGGAAGCUGGGAAGAAGUAUAAUGAAAAUUAAUGAAAAGAGGGCAAAAUAAAAAGGAAAAUAAAAUUCCAUGAAGUUGUUACUGUGGCUGAUGAAAUUUCAAAGGUGCAGAGUGGAACUCAAUUUCAUUCAUAAUGACUUGUAAGUGCUCUUUUUAAACUAUCUGCAGUGGGAAUAAUGCAAAUGCAGAGCAAAAAUUUAAAGUAACAGAAAAAAAUAUAUAAAAAAAAAUUAAAAUAUGAUGAUGAUGAUAAUGUGAAAUCAUUAAGAAAUGUGUGUUUGGGUGUGCACACAUAUACACACAAACAGCUCUGAGAUAUAUGCAAACAUAGAAAUAUACAUUUUAAAAAAAAGCAAAAGAAAAUGCCAUAUAUCAAGAAAUGUGAGUGAAAAUAAAAUAAAAUGUGGAAAGCAUGUUAUAAAUGAAAAUGAUAAAUAAAAUGGUGAAAAGGGGAUGUUUUGAACGUUUUUACUGAAACUACAUGUAAGUUUUUUUUUUUACCUUUUGUCCUCUCCACCCCAAUGUUUGCUCUUACUUUGACAGCUAAUAUUCCUGUUGCAACUCUUAUGACUACUACAAGUACUCAUUGCAAUUCAUGUCUUUUGUAUACCUGUUUCGGAAGAAAUAUCAAAUAAAGCUCCUAUCCACUGUAUUUGCUGUCAGUACAUCAAAUGAUUCUCAUGCCCAUAUGCUGCAUUGUUUGUUAAUGUAGGUUCUAUAACUGCUAUCUCAUCCCUUCACCUAAUGGACUAGAUAUUUCACUCUCUCCCUUUUUCUCAAUAAAUGAAUUUUAAAAGAAAUCUGAUUAUUUCCUUUUAAAUUCAGUCUCCGCUAUCUUGAUAUUUCCCUCGGCAAUAAUAUUGAUAAUAAGAAUAUAUUUUCAUUUUCUGUUAGCAUAUGUUCCAAGAAUAUAUCUUUUAUAUAUGAAUGCAUAUCUGGUGUUGAUAAUACAGCCUUUUAUUAUAUAUGCUAAGUUACUGUUCCACGUUCCUGCUUUUUGCAUUCAGCCAGCUAGAAAACCAUUUGUUUGACACUCUCACAUACAUUCUUGCUGAAGAAACAAAAGCAGGCAUUUAUUUUUUUAAAUUAUACUAGUUCUGAUUGCUCGUUUAACAUUUCUAUUCUGUAAAUGUUUAUUAUAUAUCUUUACUUUUUUUUUUUAGUAAUAAAGUAACACCUUCUCUACUUCACAAACUAUUUAGAACUUCUAAUGGUGUUCAUAUCCUUAUUUGAAUAAUGCUGUUGGUUUGCUUCCCUGUUGUGAAUUUGCAACAAUCAAUUGUUACCAUAUUUACUUUAAUACCAUACUUUUUCUCAUUUCUUCACAAUCCUAGGUUUUAUUUUAAAAUAUCAAUACCUUCCAUUCAGAAAUUUUAUUUCAUUACAAAACCUUUCUAUUUCCAUUCUCUCUCUCUCUCUCUCUCUCUCUCUCAUGUUCUUGGUCUUUAAAAUUCUUUUAUACCUGUAAUUUAUUCUAUGAUCUCCAAAGUUGGUAGCAGAGAACCUUUAUUUUUCAUUAUACUAUCACUUUUCUUCUUCCUGCUGCUGCUACUACUACCACCAUCACUACACCCCUUGCCACUAUGAAUUUCCUGGUAACUGUUCAUUCUAAAAUGAAUGAAUGAAUGUGAGAAUUCUACUUAAAGACAUCGGGACAUAGGACAUUUGUUUAGAAAUCUUCUUUAUCAAUUCAAUAAAUAACACUUAUUGAGUA
Messenger RNA from Octopus bimaculoides (California two-spot octopus), 3370 nucleotides. Its product is annotated as charged multivesicular body protein 4c. NCBI's taxonomy places the organism in Eukaryota, Metazoa, Mollusca, Cephalopoda, Octopoda, Octopodidae. Gene Ontology annotation, biological process: vesicle budding from membrane; late endosome to vacuole transport via multivesicular body sorting pathway. Gene Ontology annotation, cellular component: cytoplasmic side of plasma membrane; multivesicular body; ESCRT III complex. The record is from RefSeq and is a predicted model, not a curated record.